GUUCUCACUCCGGAUGCUUCUCAGUAGAUAAAUGCUAUUAAUUAGAAAGAUUCAUGAUAUUUAGAGAGGACGGUGGAUGUGAAGGAAUGCAGGUCCAGUCGGUUCCCCUCGGUUUCGUCACCAUCGGACCGGAGUCUUGGCGCGAUGGAACGGUCCGCACCAUCCAGCGGGCGGAGCGCCUGGUGCGGGAGACUCGAGCCGGUCGGUCCGGAACUUGCAGCUUUCCCCGGAGCUGCAGCGCCACCGCUAGUUUCACCCCGAAGCGCACGGAGGGCACGACGGAAGAUAAGAUCACAGCGCAGGAAUGCGGAGAGAGCCGUGACUGCGUCUGCAAAAAUAAGAUGCAAAGGUCGAAAACCGCAGGAGCGACGUUCCCUAGUGGCUCCCAAAGAAAGUCUGUGGCCCCGUUCCCGCCGAGCAGCCUGCGUGAGCAGUGUGCAGGGGCCAGUGUGGCCGUGGCCUCUGAGUGCAUGCGGAGGGUGCGGGAGGUGGAGGGCCAGUUGCGCAGGCAGGCCGGCCAGACGACCCAGGAGGGCAUCAAGCUGGAGAGGGAGAGGGGUCACCUGGAGAGGAUGCUGCGCAGCCUCAGGACCGAUCUGACCGUCAACAGGAGGAGCUCGGAGGGGAGGACCAGGAGGCCGUCCCCUGCUGAAACCGAGAGAGACGGUGCUGAUUACUUGUUGUUGUGGGAGAGAAGAGAGCUGGCCCAGUUGAAACAGGAUCUGGAGGAAGUGCUGAGAAACACACUGACCCUGCUACAGGCCCUGGGUCGGAGCAGCAGACAGCUGCUGGACUGUGCCGGUGAGAGGGCUCUUGUCCUGGAUCUGCUGCCUCACAGAAGCUCUGCUGGAGGACCUGGCCGGGCUGCUCAGACCUUCAACAGAAUAGACCCCGUCAGCCCCUUCACUCCAGAAUGUAAACAGGUGUUAGAGUCGUCCACUUCGACAGUCAAACAGUCACAGCUACUGAGGGAAAACAUCAGACAGAUGCUAACCAGUGCCAUCACCAGGCAGAAAGCUGUUCACCGCAGCGUCAACGAUGGCCUGGUGAAAAAAAUUGCAGAGACAAUCAGUCUGCAGCAAAACCUGACUUUGAUGUCGGCAGCCACCAGGCAGGCCAUGUUUCGCAAGCAGAGGGAAAUUAACUGCAUUCAUCACAGCCACGGCAGAGUGCAGGGUCCGGAGUACAGCGGCGACAUACAGUCCAGAGAGAAACUCAACAGGCCUCUGGUGCAGGUUUAUCAGAGACAUCCAGGGACACAGUUACCUGAGGCUGCUCAUCUCAUACAGGGCAGUGCAGUGCUGAGGCGAUGUCUAACGUCCUGUGAGGGGGAGCUGGCCGGACUGCAGCGCACCUGUCUGCAGCUGCUGGACGACCAGCACGGCAAGAGAGGAGCGGCUCAGGUGGAUGCUGCUGUCUUCCGCAUGAGGCGGAAACAGGUCGACAAGCGAGCCAUGCCCUCUGUCCUCCAGCAGGAGGCGGGCAGAAGACGACCCCUCAUGUCUUGUACUCAGUAGGGCUGCAGCAAUAUGAGAGACAUGAGCUUUGUGUGUUGUGGGAAAUAAGGAGCAGUCAUGUGCAAAAUGUACGGGUUCAAGAUGAGUAAAAUGUGAUGCACUGCAAAGAGUGUGAGACUCUUCUGUUGACAUCGGAGGAUUCUUCUCAGGUAACUUAAGUAAGCUUUGACUAAUGACCUGUACUACUUAUGGCAACAUUUUAUUUGCCAUAACCCUUUCAUCGUGGUCUAAUUUACCGCAAUAAAAUAUGACCAUGAUAGGAACAAUGGCCUUAUACAGUUAAAGUAGAAACAGAAAAGAAGUAGUGUCUAAUAUGAUUAUCUUAUCUAACAAGAUUAUCAGAUUUUUUCACCAAAACACAUUUAUUUCCAUAUUAAACAAAAGUCUUACCGUAUAUUUAAAGAUAUAAACUGAAAAACUUGCCUUUUGUGAACAAAAGCAGCCCGUGAAUUUAACAUCCUUUCCAGAAAUUCUCAGAUAUCUAGUCAUGGGACUGCAUGUCACUUGACAGCCCUCCUUCCAAACGCAACGUCUUUCAUUAACAAAUAAGACCUGAUUUAAUAAACCUGCCCUGUGUUACCUGAGUACACGCCACAUGUCUUGUAUCUGUAAAAUACACAUGACAUAAACUAGAGUGCAGUUCCCUCACAGAGCCCUAUUGAUUCCCUCAAAUCUGAAUGGGGCUAUUCUCUGCAGGACAGUGAGCGCUGUAAAGUCAUGACUGUCACCGGGAACCUGACAGCCUAAUUGAAUGAUAAGUUUGGGUGUGGAGGUUCUUGGAGUCCACAAACAGAAUAUCAAGAGAAAUCAGAGGACAUUUCCCUUCAGAUCUCUGCAGCUGGGCCGGCCGAGGAAGCGCAGAAAGCCAGGAGAAAACUCGGAAACUGACUUAAAUCCAUAAAGAUGGAUAAUUUAAGAGAUUGCUUGUGUUUGGGAUGAAAACUGGUUUAUUCUAGAAUGUAACAAGAAAGAGUC
Anarrhichthys ocellatus (wolf-eel) is the source of this 2492-nucleotide messenger RNA. RefSeq names its product tektin like 1 (gene tektl1). The record is from RefSeq and is a predicted model, not a curated record. The transcript is spliced from 8 exons. NCBI's taxonomy places the organism in Eukaryota, Metazoa, Chordata, Actinopteri, Perciformes, Anarhichadidae. Bases 54 to 1517 code for a protein of 487 amino acids.